Messenger RNA from Sarcophilus harrisii (Tasmanian devil), 2758 nucleotides. RefSeq names its product IQ motif containing D (gene DRC10). The record is from RefSeq and is a predicted model, not a curated record. Gene Ontology annotation, molecular function: protein binding. NCBI's taxonomy places the organism in Eukaryota, Metazoa, Chordata, Mammalia, Dasyuromorphia, Dasyuridae. Bases 519 to 1847 code for a protein of 442 amino acids. The transcript has 5 exons.
CUUUCAGUAGUUCUUCCGGAGGCUUUGCGGGGUUCUUAGUGGCCUCUUGCAUACUCCUCCCUACGAUUCUCCUCCCCUUUUCCACCUCCCGCCCUCUCCGUCUCUCUUCUCCUCCCAGCCUAAAGUGUAUCUGUUUCGGCCCUUUCUAUUGGCCGACUGGAGUCGGGGCCUCGGAAACCGUCGAACUCACGGAGUUCCCGAUUGGCUCGAGUCCGUAGGGUAAAGGGGCGUGACUAAUUGGAAAAUGCCGGACUUGGAGUGGCGACUGAUAAAGUCAAUCUGAGCCUAUGGAAUGCCCGCCCCGGAUGUGGUUGGUCUGGUUUAGUUGUUUAUACGUAGCCUAGCAACGCCUCCUUGUUGGAGACUUAGAAAGGAGAAGUAAAAGUAGAGGGAAGUCCCAAAGCUGUGAAGACCGAGUUCACAGAGUUUGAGUGGAGAUUCUGCAACGCGUUCAGGAGAAGGAUGAGACCUAGGUGCCUCUGAAGGAUCUGCGGAAGGAAGACAUUCCUGUAUCCAGCAUGAGUACGGAAGUGAUUGUGGCGCCCCUCUUCCAGGGCUCCGAGAUAAGCAACAGCAACAGGCUGAGACUGGCCAUGGCCCCGGCUCCCAGGAAGGCCGCCUUGGCCUGCACGGCCACCAGCCAGACGGACCCUUCCCGCACCAAGCUCACCACCAUCGAGACCAAGAGGAUCAUCUCGGUCCUGGACGACACCAUCCGCAAGGUGGAGCUGGUGACUCUGUUCUCGGCAGCCGCCUACAACCCGCACUGCUUGGAAGGGCUGCUGGACGAAGACACCGUGCAGGCCAUACGCGACCAUGAGGACUUCUGCAGCACCCUCCUGGAGCUGGACAACCUGGUGAAGGAGGAGGAGGAAGAGUGGGCUGAAACAAGGGACGAGGACCUGAAGUUUCUCCUGGAGGAGCACAAGCAGAGCCUGGAGCUCCUCAAGGAGGACGUGAAGGCGUCGGCCCGCAACACGCUGAGGAUCUUCCUGCUCAACCUCCAGGCUGGGGAGAUCCUGCGCACCCAGGUCCAGGGGCGCUGCGAAGAGUCCAACAUCUUCCUCCAGGGUCUGAUCGAGUUCCGGGGCUUUGUGUUCGAGAAACUCCUCACCAGUCCCAUGGAGGAGAAGGAAAAGACCGAGUUUAUGGACGAAAUGACUCUCCGAGAAAAGAAGAACAAAGAGAUGAUCGAGAACCUCCAGUCAGAGCUGUCCUCCACCAUCAAAACCAGGAAUGCCGAGAUGGAGAAAGAGAGCUUUGUGAUCAAAGAACUGAAAAGUCACCUGCACCAGGUGCUCAAGUUCUCAGAGAACCACCUGCUGCGCACCAAGCAGGAGGCUGAGAAGCAGCAGAAGCUUGAGCUGCGGGCCUCCAAGGUCCGCGUUGCCAAGAUCCAGCAGGACAUCCUCAUGCUCAAGACCCAGUACCAUAACAUUGUUGAGGAGAACCGGGACAGUGAACAGGCACUCAGAAAGAAGAAAUAUAAACUGGAGACAGAAAUAGAGAACUGGAUCCAGAAAUAUGAUACUGAGAUGGGAGAAAAACAGGCCGAAUAUGAGGAGCUGAAUGAGAUCUAUACUGAAGAGAAGGCUCAGCUGGCUGAGCUGAAGGAAAAACACGCCGUCCUGCUCCAGGAGUUUGCCCAGAUCAAGGAAGAGAGACUUAUCAACUCCAAGAAGAAGCUGGAGGCUGAGAAGGAGAUGUCCCUCAUGGUUCGGUCGGCCACCCUCAUCCAGGCUUUCUGGAAGGGCUAUUUGGUCAGGUCGCUGCUGAAGUCAAAGCGGAGGAAGAAGGGCAAGGGCAAGGGCAAGGGCAAGGGCAAGGGCAAAGGCAAGAAGAAGUAGCCGCUCCCCAAGGGGUCCCUGCAAGAUGGGGGCUGCUCUCCUCUCAUCUCUUUUCCUCCCUGGCCCCUUCCCAGCCCAUUCUUCUGACAGCUAGUUAGAGAGAGGAGGGCACAUCCCAGAAUGCUCCUCCCUGCCUGGGGCAGUUACAUACGGGUCCCCAGAUGGUGAGAGUGCAGGCUCCUGUGGGCCCUUCGGAUCCCCGGGCAUUCUGCUGAUCAGUGAGCACCCUGAGCCUGUGGACACAGAACCAGACGGCCACGUUCAGGGGGCUUCCCUCUCUGUACUCACACCAAUAAAGUCCCUUCUCCUGCAUCCCACCCUGGGCGUCUUUUCCCCAUUUGCUGCCAUUCAGAGCAGAGCAGGUCUUUGGGCCGAGAGAGCAGAUAGCCAUGGGCUCCUACCUCCUAGAGAGACCCAGACUCUCCUCUCCAGCCCCAACUCAACUUUGAAGAAUCAGUACAAGCUUUCUCCUAUCCGCCACCUUGUCCCACCACGGCAGCCGUGAUCCCGAACCUCGGAAAGCUUGGGAAGAGCUCCCCAAGAGGGGUCAGGCCUGGCUGCUGGUGGAGAGGUUUCUUUCUUUCUCCACAAGUUUUAAACUCUCAUGGACAAAGGGGCAGAAUCCCAGGCUGGCAGAGCUGUGCACCCACACACACACACACGGACACUCUCUCCCACCCAAGACCCCUGGGGAGAUCUCAUCCCAGCAUGGAAAAGACCAUGUGUCUGUAUGGGAAGGGGGGACACAAGCUGGUCCUCUAAGCUGGGCUAUGUCCAUUCUCCCAAGACCAGCUCAGCCAACUUCACAGAGUGCCUCUCCCGGGGCCACAUCCUCUCACAGCUGACCCUGAAGUGUCUUCCGGGAAGUCCAGUGUUCUGCAAACUCCAUUAAAGCAGGGGUUGACCCAGGG